AUGUUGUCGCCGUCAUUUCCGAUCCACACUUGCGCUCUGCGCCAACUGUCCCAAGCCCCAUCACAGCUUUUCUUGUCCGUUCGACCAGCCCUGCGCAUCUCCGCAUCCUCCUUCGUUACCAAAGCCGCAACCCGCCGAUUCACCACAGCUCCCACGGCGUUCUCAGCACCUCGAUCGACCACAUCAAAGCGGACGCGCCGAGGACAACAUCAAUUUCCCGCAGCUGCGUUCUCCACAUCACCUGUUCAGCUUGCUACGAAGGUGACGCAAAACCCCCGGACUGGAGACGAUGGAGAAACGCUCAUGAUCAACAUUUCGCCUCGGGCAGUGACGCGCCUUCGCGAGAUCACUGACCCGUCCGUCUCACCGUCCGCGACAAAUAAAGAGAACCCUUACCACCAUCUUCGCAUUACCGUCACAAGCGGUGGCUGUCAUGGCUUCCAAUACCUGAUGUCGCUGGAGUCCGAGAACAAGAUCGAUUCGGAGGAGGACACUAUCUUCGAGGGUGAGGUGGAUUCGUCAGAAAAUACUCCGAUGGCUGCUGGCACAGCAAAGGUCAUUAUGGACGAACCCUCGCUCGAGCUGCUUUCGGGAAGCACGGUCGAUUACACGACUGAAUUGAUUGGAAGUCAAUUCAAGAUCGUGGACAACCCCCGGGCUACCAGUAACUGCGGGUGCGGCACCAGCUUCGACGUGAUGGAUUGA
This is a messenger RNA of Penicillium diatomitis, 705 nucleotides long. Its product is annotated as HesB/IscA family protein. The transcript is spliced from 2 exons. Gene Ontology annotation, molecular function: iron ion binding; 4 iron, 4 sulfur cluster binding; 2 iron, 2 sulfur cluster binding. Bases 1 to 705 code for a protein of 234 amino acids. Gene Ontology annotation, cellular component: mitochondrion. Lineage: Eukaryota; Fungi; Ascomycota; Eurotiomycetes; Eurotiales; Aspergillaceae. Gene Ontology annotation, biological process: iron-sulfur cluster assembly. The record is from RefSeq and is a predicted model, not a curated record.